AAUGGCGAAGGUAGGGAGAAUGAAGCUAGGAUCACAAGGUCUAGAGGUGUCCAAACAGGGACUGGGAUGCAUGGGGAUGUCAGCCUUCUACGGGCCUCCAAAGCUGGAAGAAGACAUGAUCAAACUCAUCCACCACUCCAUCAACUCCGGCGUCACUUUCCUUGACACCUCCGACGUCUACGGCCCUCACACCAACGAAAUCCUCCUUGGCAAGGCACUCAAGGGAGGGAUGAGAGACAAAGUUGAAUUGGCUUUGAAAUUCGGGGGCCACUUUGCUGACAGAAAGACAAAGAUUCAAUGUGAUCCGGGAUACGUACGGGCAACAUGCGAGGCGAGCUUGAAGAGGCUGGACAUGGAUUGUAUCGAUCUCUAUUAUCAGCAUCGGAUUGACACCCGCGUCUCCAUUGAAAUCAUGGUUCAACCCUGCUUCUCUCUCUCUCUCUCUCUUUAA
Molecule: messenger RNA, 451 nt
Organism: Camellia sinensis
Lineage: Eukaryota; Viridiplantae; Streptophyta; Magnoliopsida; Ericales; Theaceae
Source: RefSeq, a predicted model, not a curated record